AUGCGCGUGCGCCGAAAUGCCGUGUCGACAGUCGCGCUGUGGCGCGCUGUGGAUGCCGCUGGUAAGCUGCAGGCCGCGCGCGUGGUCGCCGUGUGGAACGAGAAGGGGGAUCCGGGGAUGGCUGAGCGGAUGGUGGACCUGACGUUGACGCUGACCGACAACAUGCCGGCGCACAAGCUGUUUCAGCGCCCGGUCAUCGUGCCCCACUACACCCACGCCCAGACCCGCGAGCAGUUCUUCUUAGGCACGGAGGACGACAGGCUCUCCUUCGCGACCACCUACAUGGGCAUGAUCGACCACAUCGGCACCCAUGUGGACGCCUUCUACCACGUCAAUCCCGAGGGCCUGUCGGUGGACCGGAUGCCGCUCGACAUGUUCAUGGGCAAGGCGGUGUGCUGGGAUCUCACCUAUAUCCCCGAUCUCGGCGAUAUCGACGUGGCCGACUUCGAGGAGGCGGAGGAGAAAGGCGGCGUCAAGGUGGACGGCCAUAUCGUGCUGCUCAAUACAGGCCUCCACAACCGCCACUACCCCGACGUGAAUCGGGGCUCCAAGAUGCAUGGAGUCGAAGGCCCGUCGACGGACAAGCCGUCGAACAAUCUCUUCCCCAACCACCGGGUCUGCCGCGAUCGAGGCAUCGCCCACUAUGAGUGGCUGAUCAAUCUCGAGGAGCUGGUCGGCAAGGGCGAGUUCAUGUUCUAUGGGCCCCCGAUCAAGAUCGGCAACGGCAGCGGCGCGCCGGUCCGCGCCUGGGCGAUCCUCGACGAUUAG
Molecule: messenger RNA, 768 nt
Organism: Geodia barretti
Lineage: Eukaryota; Metazoa; Porifera; Demospongiae; Tetractinellida; Geodiidae
Source: the annotation of a GenBank genome assembly